GCACCGGAGAGAGGUACAUAGCGGGCCCUACGGCACGGCAGCUCAGUGCGGCGCUAGACACCUCCCGCGAUGGUCAAUUACAAGCGAGUGGUCUGCGAGCUGGCGGUGCUGGCGGUGGUGGCAACGCUCGCCGCCGCCGCGCCCGCGCCCGACUGCGCCGGCGCACACCACUACGACCAGCGACAGAACGGCACAGAGAACUACCGCCUCAACAUCGACGGCGUCGUCAUCGCCGUCGCCCCCGCGGACUCGCUCCUCGCCGCCGCCUCCGAAAUCGACAUCGCCGACCUCCUCGGCGACCUCGACGACUUCAACGAGAUUCAGAAGCCGCCUAAACCGUCCAAACCGGAACUGCCCAAGCCGGAGGAAACCAAACCCCAGGACCCCAAGCCCGAGGACCCGAAGCCGCCAGCGGACAAGCCCGCCGAAAGCCUGGCAGACGUCUCCCUCGAGUCUGACACCAAGCCGCUGAAAAAAGCCGCGCCGAACAGGAAACAAGAGAAAGCUCAGAUACUGAAGAAAAGGCUGGCUCAUUUGUUGCUGCCCUUACUGAGGAGAAAUCGCCAUCAUUAAAUAUAGCAUCCCGCAUAUCUCAUGAAUGAAAUAAAUUAGUUUUAGUGAAAUCAAUUAAAAGAUACUAAAUAUUACUUGUAUCGAAGAAUACGGACAUAUUCCCAUAGGAAUAGCAAGCCAUCGUUAAUAAAUAUCAGUUUGUCUGAAAACGAGUGAUACCUAUGAAUGCAUUUAUUAUUAUGUAAGUUUAGUUUUAAGACUGUAAUGUGAUUGUUUCGUUGAAAAUAAAUGAUGAAAUUCUUAUUGAAAAAUCCCUAA
Plodia interpunctella (Indianmeal moth) is the source of this 831-nucleotide messenger RNA. RefSeq lists its product as uncharacterized. The record is from RefSeq and is a predicted model, not a curated record. The coding region runs from base 70 to 573 and encodes 167 amino acids. The transcript is spliced from 2 exons. Lineage: Eukaryota; Metazoa; Arthropoda; Insecta; Lepidoptera; Pyralidae.